ACAGGCCAGCACGGGCUCCACAGGCUGCUGGGCUGCUGCGUCCUGCUGGGGCUUGACCCAUCGGUUUUAUUUGCCCCAAAAAGGGAAAACGGCCCCGAAUCCCUUUGCUCGAGUGGAGGAGGGGGAGAGAGUUCGGGCAGAAAACUCCAAAAAUCCGUUUUGCCCAGCCUGGGAAGAACAAACCACCCAGAAGUGAGGUGGGACCUCCCAGCAGCCCUUGUGUGCCGUCUCCCCCCCGAAGCCCUCCCCGGGGUGCUGGAGGGUGACUGGGCACACUGGGAGCACUGGGAAGGGGCUCAGCCUCCCGUCACCCCCGGGAGCUCCAAGGCUCCGAGAGCCGGGAUGGAACGCGGCGGAGGGAGAAGGGGAAGGGACAGGGCUGCCGGCGCUGGACGGGGCACGAGGGACACGUGGGGAAGGCAAUAAACAGUAAAACGAUGACGAAAGAAAAAACUCGGCGGCGGCGAAAGGGCCAGUGAGUCACACACGUCCCGUUUCACACCCACACGGCAGAGCCAGGGAGGGAGAUCGGAGAACAGCCAAUGGGAAGCGUCGGAGAGCCCCCGUCAGCCAAUGGGAAGUGUCGAAGGGCCCCCGUCAGCCAAUGGGAAGCGACGGAGAGCCCCCGUCAGCCAAUGGGAAGCGACGUGUCCUGAUGCCAAUUAAACCACACUGAGAAGCUGCUGGAGAAGAGACAAAAUGAACUGAAAUUGCGUCAGUUGUGAAAGUUUUAUCCUAGUUUAUGACUAAACCGACCCUACCGCGAAAUCUCACAGUCACUGAGAGCUGCCCUGCGAGGCUGCUGAGUGCAUCCACCCCACAGAGCCCAGGGAAUGUCAGCCCUGGGCCCUGAGGCUUCUCUGCAAGGAUGGGGAAAGGAACCCAAAAGCCAAAUUCUUCAAGCCAAGAGGAAGCCCUGAAAACCUGCAGUGAUCCAGAGGAACAGGCCAAAUGGGGGUCCUACAGAACCGAGUCAGACCGGAGAACAUCCCCCAAGGUGCGUGUUCUCCUCGCUCAGAGUGUGUUCCUGGGGAUCCUCAGCUUGAGCCUGGUCGUGGCACUGACUGGUGAGUCCCACCCAGGCACCUCCAUGGGGAGGAUCAGGGCCAGGCUCCUCCGUUUUGGGCAAUUGGAGGAUCCUUGGACUUUCCCGGCAUCAAGGGAGGCUCCCAAAGUGGGUGACUCCCUUUUUUCCCUGCACUUUGCUCCAGGCACCUGCUCCUCACUCGGUCACACCUUUUCCAAGAGCAUCAUCCCCCAAUUUCCUCUUCCAGCUGCUGGAAUAAACCAAGGAAUCAAACCCAUUUUGCUGCUUUUCAGGGCUGCCCACGUGUCUGACUCAGCUUUCUGUGUUUCAGUUCUCAGUGUGAGACCCCCUUUCCGUGAGCCGGAAUUCUCCCACGUGUGCCCAGACACCUGGCCUGGUUUCCAAGGAAAAUGUUAUUAUUUUUCUGAGGCUGAGGGCAACUGGACCAUGGGCCGGGCAAGGUGUGAGGCCCUGGGAGCUUCCCUGGCCACCAUAAGCACCAGGGAGGAACUGGCCUUCCUUCUGCGCUAUAAAGGUGAAACAAACCACUGGAUCGGGCUGGGAAUGAGGGAUAACGGCUGGGAGUGGAUCAAUGGCACGGCCUUGAACGGCAGGUUUGAGGUGAGGGGUGUGGGGCCCUGUGGGUACCUCGAUGACUGGUGGAUCAGCUCGUCCCUGUGCCACAGGGAGAAGAACUGGAUCUGCAGCCGCCCUGACAACUUCGUCCUGUGGGAGGGGAAAUUAAGAGACCCCAAACCAGGACUUUCAGCCUAAAUCUCUGACCAGAUGGGGGAGCUUCGCCCCAGCACUGCAACUGAAAUAUUCAGGGUGAAUCCAAACAAUCAGGUACAAGGAACCGGUGCUAUCCCCCAUCCUUUGGGCCUUUUGAGCAGCACAAGUGUGGUGUGCACCACAGAAAACUUGCUCAAAAGGUUCGCACAAAUGCAACUGGUAUUUAUACAAUUUGCCUUAAACGCAUUUUUAUAUGAGUACGACAUUUGUGUAGCCAUAUUUAUAUGAGGACAACAUUUAUGUAGCCAUAUUUAUAUGAGGACAACAUUUAUGUAGCCAUAUUUAUAUGAGUAUGACAUUUAUGUAGCCAUAUUAAUAAUAGGUGGAGAAUAGGCGGAGCUCAGGCCGGUGCUUCUCUUGGCCCUCCAUUUCAGUGGGGGGUAAAUCAGCCUUUUUUCACACUGUUUUCAGCCAUAUUUCAAGUUUUUUCUGCGGUGGCCACGGUUUGGGGGCGGUUUUGGGGUGAGAAAGGAGCCUUUUAUUGCCCAUUCUCACCCUCCUGGUACUUCCGCAUCACUCCCGCUCUUCUCACCAUCGGCGCGUGCUGAUUGGCUGAUUAAACCACGCCCCCUCACUCCCAUUGGCCGCUCCUCCUGUAAGGGGGGUACUUUUGAAUUAGAUGAUCAAUGGAGCAUGGAGGCGUGAGAAAGGAAUCAUAUUAGGAUGUGAAA
Molecule: messenger RNA, 2490 nt
Organism: Pipra filicauda (Wire-tailed manakin)
Lineage: Eukaryota; Metazoa; Chordata; Aves; Passeriformes; Pipridae
Product: C-type lectin domain family 2 member D-like
Exons: 5
Coding region: 869-1801 (310 amino acids)
Source: RefSeq, a predicted model, not a curated record